AUGACGCGCAGGCAUCUCUGCCAGAUCUUUACUCAACUCAACUCCUCGUCAAACUCGGACUCGCUCUCAGCAGUAUAUCAAUCUCCCCAUCCUCACCCUCCCCUCCCGCGGGUCUCAAUCGAGCAGCCCAGCAUCCCCUCCCUCCCUCCAGGCCCUAGCUGGCGCCUCACCGUCUCGCGCACGGGUCACUCCGCACACCUACACUCUCCGUACUCCUACCUCGUCAGGCGGCACCGAAGGGCCAAUGAGCUCUUCACGCCAUCCUGUACCCAAUCUCACCUCCCAGCCGCCUCCUCAGUCACCGCACGAUCCCACCCAGCCGCACUCGCGCAUAUAAGCUCCCCCCGUAAGCCGUCCAACUACGAAGCCGUGACACCACAUCUUCCACAAACAGAAACCCCGUAA
Molecule: messenger RNA, 405 nt
Organism: Knipowitschia caucasica
Lineage: Eukaryota; Metazoa; Chordata; Actinopteri; Gobiiformes; Gobiidae
Source: the annotation of a GenBank genome assembly